Molecule: messenger RNA, 1419 nt
Organism: Fusarium vanettenii 77-13-4
Lineage: Eukaryota; Fungi; Ascomycota; Sordariomycetes; Hypocreales; Nectriaceae
Exons: 2
Coding region: 1-1419 (472 amino acids)
Biological process (GO): regulation of RNA metabolic process; regulation of gene expression
Cellular component (GO): nucleus; cytoplasm
Molecular function (GO): mRNA binding
Source: RefSeq, a predicted model, not a curated record
AUGUCUGCCUCGCCAUCUCAACCCACCCAAUCGGCCAAGCGCCCUCUGGAGGAGGCCUCGUCGCCUUCGCGCGCUGGCGACCAACCUGAUGCCAAGCGACCCGCUCUCGACAAGAUCAAGCACGACGAUGACGCCGAGGUCCCUGAAGCUCCCGCCGACAUCGCCGCUGAGGACCGCCACGCCGACGACAAGGUGAAUGGUACUGCCAAAUCCGAGCCAGAUGACGAUGGUGCUGUGGAUCAAGGUGCCGAGGCCAAGACGGCUGCCGCUACUGCCGUCGCCGCUUCGUCCAACGCCGUCAGCUCGGCCACCGCACUCGAUGAGACAACCUGGAUCCAUAUCCGUGCUGUCAUCUCUAGCCCGGAGGCAGCUACCGUGAUUGGAAAGGGAGGCGAGAACGUUUCCAACAUCAGGAAGCUCUCCAACGCCAGGUGUACCGUCAGCGACUAUCAGAAGGGCGCUGUCGAGCGAAUCCUCACUGUCAGCGGAAUAGUGGACGCUGUAGCUAAGGCAUUCGGUCUCAUCAUUCGAACCCUUAACAACGAGCCGCUGAACGAAUCAUCAACCUCGUCCUCCAAGACGUAUCCUCUGCGCCUGCUGAUUCCGCACAUCCUGAUCGGUUCCAUCAUCGGUAAGGGCGGUGCUCGUAUCCGCGAGAUUCAGGAGGCCUCUGGUGCCCGCUUGAACGCGUCAGAUGCUUGCCUCCCCAUGUCGAGCGAGCGAUCUCUGGUGGUGAUGGGCGUUGCUGACGCUGUUCACAUCGCGACUUACUACGUGGGUAGCACCCUUCUAGAGCAGCUCAACGACAGAUUCGGCGGCCCUGCUGCGUCCGCAUAUGCGACCCGAAGUGGUGCCCCUGCUGGUUCCAUUCCUGGGGGUAUGCAGGUUGUGCCAUACUGCCCUCAGCCGGCCUCGGGCCACUACGGACGAGGCGAGAACUAUGCCCGCCACAACGACCGUCGCUCGCACCACAUGCCUCCUGCGCCCUAUCCUCAGCAGUAUCCUCACGCCGCGGCCCAGGCCAACCCAGCCAUGCCUAUGCACUAUGGUGGUGCGCAAGGAGGAGGUGCCUACGGAGCUGCCCCUCAUGUUCAGCCUCAUAUGCCUCCGCACGCGGGCCCUCAGGCUCACGGCGGCGCUCCUCAGGCUCAGCCCAUGGGUGCCGCCAUCCCCGGCGGCCCUAUCACUCAGCAGAUCUACAUUCCCAAUGACAUGGUUGGCGCUAUCAUCGGCAAGGGUGGACAAAAGAUCAACGAGAUUCGGCAGAUGAGCAACAGCGUGAUCAAGAUUAACGAACCGCAGGACAAUAGCAAUGAGCGACUCGUGACAAUCACUGGAACAGAAGAGUGCAACCGCAUGGCUCUUUACAUGCUCUACUCUCGACUCGGUGAGGUUCAAAACAGAACUGGCAACAACUAA